Molecule: messenger RNA, 3912 nt
Organism: Colletotrichum karsti
Lineage: Eukaryota; Fungi; Ascomycota; Sordariomycetes; Glomerellales; Glomerellaceae
Exons: 5
Coding region: 1-3912 (1303 amino acids)
Biological process (GO): tRNA wobble base 5-methoxycarbonylmethyl-2-thiouridinylation
Cellular component (GO): elongator holoenzyme complex; cytosol
Molecular function (GO): tRNA binding
Source: RefSeq, a predicted model, not a curated record
AUGCGCAACUUGCGCAACAUUCGAUUCGGCGGCUGGUCGUCGUCGGACGCCUCCGCCGCCGAGGUGACGGCAUCCUGCUGGGACCCCGCCAAAGACGAGGUUCUCUGCACAGCUGGGCCGACCGAAGCCAAGGCCACCAUUGAGCUGGUGAGGCUGUCGGACCACCAGCAACAGCAGCAAAUUAAAUCACAACUCGUCGCGAGCUGGGAUGCGCCGAGCCCGAGCCCGGACCUGCCCGCCGACAGGAUCGUCUCCCUUCACCACUUCAGCGACACCCUGACAACCUGCGUUGUCCUCGAGGGCGGCGACAUCGUCACGGUCCAGGAGGAUGAUUUCGGCAACGGCGAGGCGCAGAUCGAGAUCGUCGGCGGCAUCGACGCCGGUAUCUCCGCUGCGCGAUGGUCCCCCGACGAAGAGCUGCUUGUCGUCGUCACCAAGGAGGGCAACGCCGUGUUCAUGGGCCGCUCGUUCGACCCCAUCGCCGACGUGAUCAUGACGGCCGAGGAUCUGAAGCUCUCGAAGCACGUCUCCGUCGGGUGGGGUAAGAAGGAGACGCAGUUCCAGGGGAAGGGAGCCAAGGCUCUCCGGGAUCCUACGAUUCCUGAGAGGGUCGACGAAGGCCUGCCGAGCGCGAACGAGGACGGGGGCGCCACGGUUAGCUGGAGAGGAGAUGGUGCGUAUGUUGCGAUCAACUCCGUCGCCGGUGGGGAGAGGAGAGUUGUGAGGGUGUAUUCGAGAGAGGGCGUGCUCGACAGCGUCAGCGAGCCUGUGGAUUAUCUCGAGGGCAGUCUUAGCUGGAGGCCUUCGGGAAAUCUCAUUGCGGGUAUUCAAAGAUUGCCGGAGAGGACGGACGUCGUCUUCUUUGAGAGGAAUGGUUUGCGGCACGGGCAGUUCACGCUGAGAUGCGCUGAUGGACCCCUGAGUGAGCAUGAGAAGAUCCGGUUGGAGUGGAACUCGGAUUCGACUGUCUUGGCUGUUAUCCUCAAGGAUAGGAUACAGCUGUGGACCACUGGAAACUACCACUGGUAUUUGAAGCAGGAAGUACCAUUGGCGUCUGCGUUUGCGGGACUCUCGUGGCAUCCUGAGAAGCCGCUGCGGUUUGUUGCUGCGACAUCAGGCGGCGUGGAUUUUGCCGAGUACAUCUUCACUGUUGCCCGGGGCUCUCUGAGUCCUCCGAAUGAUCACGGAGCCGUGGCCGUGAUUGAUGGACAGACGGUCAAACUUACCCCUUUCCGGACGGCCCAAGUGCCGCCGCCCAUGGCUUGGGCCGAGCCCGAAUUUCCCGCCAGCGUCGUCGAUGUCGCGUUUGACCCCAGCAACUCCCUCAUGGCGGUGCUGCACCGCAAGGGCCUCGAUGUCUUUGAGUGGCAGACGAAGGGAGACCGGUCGGUUCGGCCCAAGGAGUUGGCCAAGAUUGCCUUUGAUGCGAACGCGGCUGGUGUGCCUCUGCAAGUCGCCUUCUCUGGAAAGAAGGAGUGUCAAGUUCUUGUGUCUGGCGAGGGCCUCAAGCUUGAGACUUACUCUGUCGAGUCGUCGGCAUUGAGUCUUUCAACCACCCAGCUUAAGCCCACCGAGACGAUAUCCUCUAUUUUCAGCUAUGAAGGCGACUCAGGGGUUGAGGCCGUCGCUCAGGACCGCUCGGGUAAGCUGUACAGACUCUCCGGCAAGCAAGCCCCAGAGUUGCAUGAGACACAGCUUUCCACUCAGCUGCCAUGGUGCGAGGUAAGAGAUGUCAACGAGAGGACGAUCGCCUUGGGUAUGACCAGAAAUGGUCACCUCUACGCCAACUCGCGACAGUUGGCCAAGAACUGCACUUCAUUCGUGGUUACUCCUGCACACAUUAUCUUCACGACCAACAACCACUUCCUCAAGUUUGUGCACUUGGUAGACCCCGAAGAAAUGGAGGUUCCCGGAGACGACCCUGAGAUUGAUGAGAGAUGCCGUAGCAUCGAACGAGGAGCCCGGUUGGUGACCGCUACGCCGACCAACAUGAAUUUGGUACUUCAGAUGCCGAGAGGCAACCUCGAAACGAUUUACCCUCGAGCCAUGGUCGUUGCGGGUAUCAGGCAACUGGUCGAUGAGAAGAACUACGGAAGAGCGUUUGCAUUCUGCCGCACUCAGAGAGUUGACAUGAACAUUCUCUACGAUCACCAGCCGAACCAGUUCCUCUCCAAUGUCGGCCUCUUCCUGGAGCAACUCAAAGACAUCACUUACAUCGACCUCUUCUUGUCAUCGUUGAGGGAAGAGGACGUCACUCAAACCAUGUACAAGAACACCAAGCGCUCCAACGCAUCCCCUCAGUCAACAGAAACCCCGGCAGACCCCUCGGCCAAGUCCAAGGUCAACAAGAUCUGCGACGCGAUCCUCAAGAGCCUACAAAGCAAAAAGAGCACAAACCUCCAAAACAUCAUCACAGCCCACGUCUGCAAGGACCCUCCCGCCCUCGACGACGGCCUGACCCUGGUCUCGGAGCUGAUGCAAGAGGACGAGAAGCUCGCCGAGCGCGCCGUCGAGCACAUCUGCUUCCUCGUCGACGUCAACAGGCUCUACGACAACGCCCUCGGCCUCUACAACCUCGACCUCGCCCUCCUCGUCGCCCAGCAGUCCCAGCGCGACCCCAGGGAGUACCUCCCCUUCAUCCAGAACCUCCACAACCUGCCGGAGCUGCGCCGCAAGUUCGAGAUCGACGAUCACCUCGACCGCAGGGCCAAGGCCCUCUCCCACCUCAAGGCCCUCGACGCCUUCGACGAGCUGCAGAAGUACGUCACCAAGCAUGCCCUCUACCAAGAGGCCCUCGGCCUGUACAGGUACGACCAGGCCCGCCACCAGACCCUCACGGGCCUGUACGCCGCCCAUCUCGAGUCCCUCUCAAAGUACCGCGACGCCGGUCUGGCCUACGAGACGCUGCACAACUUCUCAAAGGCCACGAGCUGCUACCGCGCCGCCGGCGUCACUUGCUGGCGUGAGUGCCUCUUCGCAGCGCAGCAGCAGACCCCGCCGCCCUCGGACGACGCCUUCGCGGACCUCGCCUCGACGCUCGCCGAGGCCCUCUGGGAAGGCAAGGAGUACGCCGCCGCGGCCACCAUCCACGCCGACUACCUCUCCUCGCUCGAGACGGCGGUCAAGUGCCUCUGCAAGGCGUACCACUUCGCCGAGGCCCUCCGCCUCAUCGCCCGCGACCGCCGCCCGGACCUGCUCCCGACCGUCUUCGACGCGGGCCUGGUCGAGGCGCUCAGCAGCAGCACCGAGUUCCUCGCGGACUGCAAGUCCCAGCUGCUCGCGCAGGUCCCGCGCGUCGCGGAGCUCCGCAAGAAGGCCGCCGAGGACCCGCUGGCCUUCUACGAGGGCGAGCGGCCCGGCGGCCACGGCGACAUCCCCGACGACGUCUCGGUGGCCGCCAGCUCGCGCGUCAGCACCUCCGCCAGCCUGUUCACGCGGUACACGGGCAAGGACGGCAGCGUGGGCACGGUGGGCACGGGCGUCUCGCGGGCGACGAGCAAGAACCGCAAGCGCGAGGAGAAGAAGCGCGCCCGGGGCCGCAAGGGCACCGUGUACGAGGAGGAGUACCUCGUCAACAGCGUGCGGCGCCUGGUGGAGCGCGUCGAGGGCGGGGCCAAGGACGAGGUCGGCAGGCUCGUGUUCGCGCUCGUGAGGCGGGGCAUGACGGAGCGCGCGAGGGCCGUGGAGGCGCUCAUGGCCGAGGUCGUCGAGGGGUGCAAGGCGGCCGUGAGGGAGGUGUUCAACGUCAAGGAAGAGACCGAGGCGGGCGAGGCCGUUGUCGGGGCCGACGGCGAGAUGUGGAUUCCCUCGGGGGCCGAUGCCGUUUUGCAGGAGCAUCUUGAUGCCAGGGCGAAGAAGCUUGAGCCGCCUGUUCUCGGGGCGUUCCAGAAGUUGACUUUGUUGGGAUCCUAG